This is a messenger RNA of Alligator mississippiensis (American alligator), 3931 nucleotides long. It is a transcript of the gene RASD2, whose product is annotated as RASD family member 2. The coding region runs from base 789 to 1589 and encodes 266 amino acids. Gene Ontology annotation, molecular function: GTP binding; GTPase activity. The record is from RefSeq and is a predicted model, not a curated record. The transcript has 3 exons. NCBI's taxonomy places the organism in Eukaryota, Metazoa, Chordata, Crocodylia, Alligatoridae.
AUUGUCUGUGAGUCCUACAGAAAGAAAACCUGCAACUUAACAGCUACUGAGGGAGAGGGAGAGAGAGGCAGGGAGGAAGAAUCAAUAGAGAAAUUAUAAAAUAUAGAGAAAAGAAAAGCCCCUUCUGGAUGGGAAAGAGAACACUUUAAAAGAAAUCUCAGAUCAGGAAAAAGAAUCUAUUCAUUUUUUCUGUCUGGCUUUUUUUCUAUUGCAGGAGUGAGAGGCGCACUUUCAAAUCUGCUGUCUUAAGACAUUUUCAAGCCCUCCUUUUUACUGUGAAUUACUCCCCUUUAUCUAUUAUUUUGAGGUUAUGUAAAAACAGUAUGGGUCGGCUCAAUGUACUCACUAGCCUCAACGGCUAGAUGUCGCACCCGAGGCCCCUUUCACCCCAACAAGUCUAUGAAUUGCAAGUUGCAAGAAAAGCAAGUGGGAGUAGGAGACAGCUUUUUUCCUUAGCGUGAACUGAGACUGUCAGGAGAAGAGCACAUCUCACCAGAGGGGGAAAGCUGCUGUGGCUCUAUAACCUGACUUUGGAUCAUGUCAGUCUUCUGAUCCAGUAAAUAUCCUCCGGGGGACCAUCCCCUGGAGCACUCCCUCCAGUCCUUCUCCCUCCAGUUAGGGUGCUAAAGUGAUGCUGAAAAACUGAGCCCAGCUCAGCCACUUGGGAUCUGGAGAACAGCAGCUUUUUCCAGCAGCAGCAACAGCCUCUGAUAAAAAAUCAUCCAGACAGCUGCAGGAACUGCACUACAAUUCAGGACUUUUCCUCCAAAGAAAGAAAGCACCAAGCAAUGAUGAAGACUGUGUCCAGUGGGAAUUGCACCCUCAAUGUGCCAGCCAAGAACUCCUACCGCAUGGUUGUGCUGGGAGCCUCCAGGGUGGGGAAGAGCUCCAUUGUCUCUCGCUUUCUCACUGGCCGGUUUGAGGACCAGUACACUCCCACCAUUGAGGAUUUUCAUCGCAAGGUUUACAACAUCCGGGGAGACAUGUACCAGCUGGACAUCCUGGACACAUCUGGGAAUCACCCUUUCCCUGCAAUGAGGAGGCUGUCCAUACUGACAGGGGAUGUUUUCAUCUUGGUCUUCAGUUUGGACAACAGGGAAUCUUUUGAUGAGGUCAAGAGGCUCCAGAAACAGAUCCUUGAAGUCAAAUCCUGCCUGAAAAACAAGACCAAGGAGUCAGCUGAUCUGCCCAUGGUAAUCUGUGGCAACAAGAACGACCACAGUGAGAUCUACCGGAAAGUGCGCUCAGACGAAGGGGAGGUCCUUGUGUCCAGUGAUGAGAACUGUGCUUACUUUGAAGUCUCAGCCAAGAAGAACACUAAUGUGGAUGAAAUGUUCUAUGUCCUCUUUAGCAUGGCCAAGCUACCUCAUGAGAUGAGUCCUGCCCUGCACAGGAAAAUUUCCAUCCAGUAUGGGGAUGCCUUCCAGCAAAAAUCCUUCAGGAUGCGCCGGGUCAAAGAGAUGGAUGCCUAUGGCAUGAUCUCUCCAUUUGCUCGCCGGCCCAGUGUCAACAGUGACCUGAAAUACAUCAAAUCAAAAGUCCUUAGGGAAGGACAGGCCAGAGAGAGGGAAAAAUGCAGUAUCCAGUGAAGGGGACUCACUGUUUGGGGCAAAGACUACAUGUAUUUGCAGUGCCUUAUUUAAAAAAAAAGUUUGAAAAACUCGAGAAUGGGCUCUUGGGACACGCACCUCUUGGGGGACACGUACCACAGAGGUGAGGACAGCUCUUCUUGGAAACUCUAUAACAUCACUAAUGUAAAUAGUAACUUUCAAGCUAGUCUUGUAAAUAGUUAAAGAAACCAUAUGUCUGAGAUACGGCUAGUUUUUCCAGUUUUGUAAUUUAAGUUCCCUUGUCUUUUUCUUGUCUAAAGAACGCAGACUCAUAAAGAAGAUUCAACCUCAUUCCUGCCCAGGAAAUAGGUUACCCAUCCACAAAAAGUAUUAGGUAUAUGUAAUUUAAAAUAACAACCCAACAUACAGCCUUUGCUGUGAGAGAAAGAUGAGUGUGCGCUUUCUUUUCAGAGCACUCUUCAAAAACAAGACUUACAAUUUAAUCUCCUGCCUUCGCUCCAAGAGCAAGGGUAUUAGCAAAGGUUUCCCAGACUGAGAGAGUAUUCUGUAUGUGGAUAUGUGAUUCUGACUUGCCAUUGAGCGGACCUCUGGUUUGGGGAAGCUUAGAAGACCUAGGGAUGUGAUUUUGCUGCGGCAAUAUUACUUCCUAAUAGUCAUCAAACCAAACAUCAUUUUGUAUUAUAGCUUCAGUUUUGUUUUGUUCCCCCUGCUCCAAGCAAAAGCAGAUGGCAAUUGUGCUUUUCAAAUUAAAGCAGUAUCUACUGGUCUGUUCUAGAACUGCCAAGUGAUUUUCAGUUGUAAAGUUGCAUAAUAUGUACAGUAAUUGAAAGUGAAAUUGUUGUACUGUAAAGCCAGCACAUCUGACUGCUUUGCUCGCCUCACGUAUUAUUGUUUCUUGAAACAGCACAGACCUGUCACGUAGACUCUGAAUACUUUUGUAUAAACAGCAGCUGUGUCCUCCCUACUUACAACUGCAACAGUUCCUUCCAUCUGUCUUUCACAAUAGAGAUGGACCAGAUGUGAAAUUGUGGUUUGAAGAGAGAGUUUGGACCUUCUUCCCCCAAAAUUCAUGAGUGAUUGGAUAUCGGGCAUUGAUUUGGGACCAACUCUAACUAGACCCAUCUUUUCAAUUAUUUCUUCUUUUAAAACACAUCCAGCCCUCCAAUUCAGAGUUUUCCUUUUUAGUCAGUAGUGUUUGCCUCUGAGCAGAGGGUAGACACAAGCCUAUGCAGAAUUCAUGUACUUGGGCACGUCUACAGGAGAUGUUUACUGCGGAGUAGACUAAUUAGCUCUACAGUAAACAUUGUGUGUCUACACAUGCAGCCCUAUUAGGCUGGAGUAAAAUAACUGACUCCGCAAGAGAGUAGUAUUUGUAAAUCCAAGUACUAUCCUGAUGUGGAGUUCUUUACUCCACAGCAGCACACAUGUGGACACUGCCCCGGCUGGCUGGAGCACAAGGUUACUUCAUUUCAGGGGCUGCCUGCCAACUAGCCCUGCAAUCAAGCACCCUUGUGCCCCAGCCAGCCUCUCUAUAGCAUGUUAAGCUCGGGGAACAGGCCCAGGCUGGCCCCACAAGGCCUCCUAUUAGCUGGGGCUGCUCUGACCUGGCUCAACAUGCGACAGUCCGAGACACACAUGUAAAUGCAGUGCCUGGGAGCAAUAAACUCCAGUGCAAUAAGCACCGAAGUUUAUUACAUCACAUUAAUAUGCACAUGCACCCCUUACGUCCUCGAGAGCAUACAUGUUGUGCUGGCUCUUGUGUCCAGGAAUGCAUUUCAUCUGCUGUGAUUAACUUAGGGUGGAAUCAUUCUUUCCUCUUCCUUUCAUGCCCCUGUCCUUUAGCUGACUCCCUGCCCUUUCUGCUUCAGCAUCUCUUGCUUGUUGUGCUGGGACCAUGUGUGCACUCAAGUAGCCAAAUAUAUUCAUUCCCCGAGAUACAUGCGUGCCACUUCCAUUGGCAUAAAUGGGAACUGUGUGUACACAACAGUGGGCAGAAUGUAGUCCUAAACCUGUAAGUAGCUACAGAGCACAAAUUCUUCCCAUGAGUGUGUUCUAUAUACCUCAUACCACCCCUCGUAUGGUCUAAUCUUCCCCAUCCUGUCUUGCUGAGCUAGCUCACAGCUCCAACCAAACUACAUUUUAUAACCUGCCAGAUGACAAAGAAUGAUCAGCAUUUCCUAGAAAUAGCUUCUGAGAGCCAAAGUCCCACCUUUACCUGCCCAUCCCAUCCCUGUUUUGUACUGUACUACGGUAAAAUACACAAUUGUUGGACUCUUGGUGCCAUGGUAACUCCCUGUAUUCCUAUGUCUUUCACCCUCUAUAAAUAUGUAUAUGGUUCGUGAUUAAACCUGAUUUAUUUA